This is a messenger RNA of Colletotrichum navitas, 1227 nucleotides long. RefSeq lists its product as uncharacterized. The record is from RefSeq and is a predicted model, not a curated record. The transcript is spliced from 2 exons. Bases 366 to 1040 code for a protein of 224 amino acids. NCBI's taxonomy places the organism in Eukaryota, Fungi, Ascomycota, Sordariomycetes, Glomerellales, Glomerellaceae.
CCUCGCCUUCCCCCUCUCCUCCCUUCCCCUCCCUUGAGGGUAGCCUUUUGCACCGUGCUCCGGCUGGCUAAUGCCUGCCCUCCCUGUCUGCGGCGAGAAGCCACAACGUGGAAGAGGGACGAGCGGGCUUACCGGACCCGGGUAGGCAGCGGGUGCGUUUGGGCGAAGGGAGUCUGUUCGGAUCUGCCGGAGGGGGUCCGGAUUAUAGUCGGCGGCAAAGGCCGCUUCCGUUCGAAUCCCAGAGGGGAGGCCGCCGGCGAGAGACAACGGGUGAUACGUCCAAGUCUGUAUCGAGACCCGCGGGGUCACAAGGGCAGGAUGAGAGAGUGGAUGGUGGCGGUUGGCAGGCGUCUUGAUUACGAUGGAUGGUGAUAAUGAUGAUGGUGAGUCUUGUCUUGGGGCCCUGUCCUGCCCUGCCCUGCCCUGCCCUGUCCUGUCCUGGGAACCAGCAAGGUCUGCGCUCUCUCCCUUGGACCAUCCAUCAACCAUUACAAUCCAAGUCCGGUAUCGCAGUUGACCGAGAAUUGGCGACGGAUGCAGAUGCAGAUGGAUGCAGAUGCCACCUGGACGGACGGACGGACGGUAAGUUUUCAUUGUGUGUGUGUGUGUAUGUGGCCUUUUUUUUUUUCUGCCUCAUUUUCUCUCUUUUUUUCCCUUCUUUUUUUUGUCUUUUUUUCCGGACCAGAACUCUCGGUAGGGCUAGGGGGAGAACGGACAACGAACGAGCAGUUUGUCAUGGGAUAAGAGUGGCUAUCAUUAUCGUCGUCGUCGCCGUCGUCUUCGUCGUCGUCAUCCUUGGGGCGAGGCCUGGGAAAGGAAGGCCAGAGAGAGGAAGGGCAAUGGCAUCGCGCCGGCCAAAGUCAAUACUCGUCCGUGAUGUCCAUCACCACCACCACCAGCGACGCUUUCGACCCCGACGGUCUCUCCUGGGCUCUGGACCGAAAGCAGCCGAUGUCAAGGCCGCCCGCCGAUCAGGCCAACAGAAGUCCCUCCCCCCCCGAAUACAAAACUCGUUCGUAAAACUAACAGAAAACGGAUAAACAAACAAACGCAUCCAUCCCCCCUUCCCCAUCUCCGCCAUGGACCCACGGGUCUCAUACCGUGUGACCGACUGACUUCCACGGACGAAACAUUCUGUUCUUGUGCCCGAGAAGCUUCCGUUAACAGCCCUCGAUGUCGAAAACCAGGCAAAACAGAGAGGCAGGAUACCAAACGGAGUCUCCGAUG